Molecule: messenger RNA, 1388 nt
Organism: Gorilla gorilla gorilla (western lowland gorilla)
Lineage: Eukaryota; Metazoa; Chordata; Mammalia; Primates; Hominidae
Gene: RAMAC
Product: RNA guanine-7 methyltransferase activating subunit
Exons: 6
Coding region: 421-777 (118 amino acids)
Biological process (GO): RNA 5'-cap (guanine-N7)-methylation
Cellular component (GO): mRNA capping enzyme complex
Molecular function (GO): RNA binding
Source: RefSeq, a predicted model, not a curated record
CGGAAGCGGAAGUCAGGUGGUUGUCGGAUUUUAGAGGAAGGCGCUCCGUUACAUUGGGGAACUGGAGUGGUCUGGAGUUCCACGGUGUAGUGGGCCAGAGGCCACCUCUCCUGGGCUUCUCAGUGUCUCGCCGGCGGGGUUCGGCCUGAGCUGGAUAGACACAGCCCUUGGCGGACCGAAACCCGUUUACUUCUCACGGCCCAUAAUUUCCCUCACUUCUGGAGGUAUAAGGUGCUUCGGAAGGGAGCAAAUCUGCCAGAACCUUGGAGAGACGAGGUUUCACCGUGUUAGCCAGGCUGGUCUCGAUCUCUUGACUUCGUGAUCCGCCCGCCUCGGCCUCCCAAAGUGUUGGGAUUACAGAGAUUUAAACAACCUAAACAUUAAGCAGUACAGCUGCCUCAAACCUUUGGGAUUUUCAGAAUGACUGACACUGCCGAAGCUGUUCCAAAUUUUGAAGAGAUGUUUGCUAGUAGAUUCACAGAAAAUGACAAGGAGUAUCAGGAAUACCUGAAACGCCCUCCUGAGUCUCCUCCAAUUGUUGAGGAAUGGAAUAGCAGAGCUGGUGGGAACCAAAGAAACAGAGGCAAUCGGUUGCAAGACAACAGACAGUUCAGAGGCAGGGACAACAGAUGGGGGUGGCCAAGUGACAAUCGAUCCAAUCAGUGGCAUGGACGAUCCUGGGGUAACAAUUACCCGCAACACAGACAAGAACCUUACUAUCCCCAGCAAUAUGGACAUUAUGGUUACAACCAGCGGCCUCCUUAUGGUUACUACUGAUAGAAAUGUUGGCAGCUUUUAGUAAAAGCAUUUACUCUGUUACCAUGAGAAAAGUUUGUGUGUCUUCUGUUGGUCAUAGUUUUACAUCCGAUUGUACAGAAUGGAUUAUUGAUUUUUUGGAAGUUGAGACUUUAAAAAAAAUAGAUCUUACUUGCGAAAUGCGAUGGUUGCUGGGAAUACCUGAAAUUGUGGAUUAUAUUGCUUGACUUCUACCUCAGAAUCUUCUUUGUUUCAUGACUUAAUAAUGCUUUAAGUUUGGUAUAUUAUUUGACCUCUAGGAAUUCUUUGUUUUACACAGAAAUAAAAAUUUUAAAAUAGAAAAUGCUUUUACUUUGUAAGGUAAGAGAGUAUCCAUAUGCUUAGAUGUGCUCGUUUCUAAAAUUCUAGAGGUUGAUAUAAUCAGCUCAUGAAUGCACAGCUAUGCUUUUUGUGAUAGAUUGUACAUAACAUCAGCAGUUGAAAGGUAAAACAAUUGCUUUUUUUUUUUUUUUUUUGCUUUUGUUAUGUGACUCUGGUACUUUGUGAUUCCUUAAUCUAUAGAUGAGUCAGCUCCACACUUGAGUCUCUUUUUAGAGGGAAAUCAGUAAUAAAGCUGUAAAAUAAGGAAGGAA